UGCCCACAGCUACCUGUAGCCUAACCCCCGCUGCAAUUUGAUUGGCUGAUUGCCAAGUGCUGUGGACGUCAUUUUCAGGUAGUUGUUGGAGUUUCUGCGGUCACCAUCGACGUGGAUUAUUUUCUACAGCAAAAUGUGUCUGUUUUUUUUGAAGAAAAACUUGAGAUGAAACGCCUCGGUGCCCACCAUCCGCCGGAUAUUGUUAUAAACCAAACAUCUGCUCCACAGCAUGGGCUCGGGGAGGACGCUGAAGUUCGCCCUGUGCGAGGUGCUGCAGUUUGCAGGCCUGUGCGUGCCACUCUUCAUCGUCAUGCAGAGGUUCGCCGUCAUCGUAGCAAAGGUCAAAACGUCGGCGCGGCCCCCUGGAGACGGCAGCACGGCCUACUGGUUGAUCGUGGCCUCCUCCAUUGCCUAUGUCACCUCCACCGCCCUGCUGGUCUGGGUACCCAUGAAGUAUAUGGUCUUUGCAAAGAAGAAGUUUCUCAUUGGGAGGAAGAAGUGGAGGCCUGUGACGCUCGUAUAUGUGAUCCUGUCCACAUUGCCCUGCUUUGCCUUUCUCAUCGCCAGCUCUGAGGUUCAGAUAAAUAACCACAUGACACAUGAUACGUUCACGGAGCUCCCUGUAUCACUAGUGCUCUUCUCUCUCAUCUGUAUUGACGUUGUGGAAAGGAUACGACACUGCAGACUGACCGGCCAGGGUAAUGACAUGGAGAGAGAUGCUGACAUCCCCUCCACUGUCCUCACACAUGUGGAACAGGUAACACCAGUCACACCUAUCACUCCAGCUGCAUCGGGGCCAGCUGUGCCCGGGCAAGCUAGGCCAAAUCCUAUGCCACCCGGAGCAAACCAGCACAAUGACAGGAACCAGAAUGGAGCAGGGGCUCGACCAGAGACCAACGGCACAGUCCCUGGGAUACCAGGUAAUCCUGGGAGACCAUUUAGCAUCUCUGGAUUGAGCUCACAAUCGGCGAGCACCACAGCGUACCGCAUAUCUCCGUACUCCUACACGGGUCCACUGAGAUUCCUGUGUGCCAGCGAUGCCCGAGCGGACGUAUUUGUGGACAGCUUUAUGUUCUGGAUGGACACAGUAGAGAUGGUGAGGGUAGCAGGACAUCCCCUUGUCUACUACUCAGGCUGGGUGUUCCCCAUCUACAUCUUCAGCUACCUGUCUUGCCUGCGGGUGGUGGUCAUGCCCCACAGCCCCCUGCUUCCCUCACUAGGAGUGGCCGUGCAGGACUUUCCCUUCUUCUUUGUGCGUGUUGGCCUCAUUGCCUUCUUUGGCUUUGUCACACCCCUCCUCUAUCUGAUGAAGAACCUGCUGGUCUGCCUAGCCUUUGUCUAUUUCAACUUCAUGACCAGGCUGAGGAUCUUCAACACAGAGAGGAUGUUCUUUUGAGACCAGCACUUCAGGCAAAGACAGAGCACAUUAAAACGUAUAUUACAAACAGUAGGUUGGCACAAAGGAUGCAAAGAUUCAGGAGGAGGUCGCACGAGCUGACUUCAUAAGUUCAAACUUAGUUAUAACUUAAGUGUUUACUAAAGGGCAGAUUCUCUAAUAUAUUGAGAUUUGUUCCUAAAUAUUCACAUCCAGUAACUGCCAGGUGUAACUGUUACAGCUAACUGAACCAACUAAUAAAAAUAACGUUAGUCGACACAGAAGAGAUAUUUUGUUAAAAUGCAUGAUGGUACUUUUUACAGGCCAAAAGGGAGCUCUUAGGCAAUGUUUUCCCAUUUAAGGUGUCAAAUGACUGUUGUGUUAUGUAUUAUUUACCUUUAUGUUCAAGCAUACUUUUUUUUUUUUACCCUCACUCUCACCAAGCAUGGCACUUUGGGAAUGUACCUGUAAUGUAAUUUGAGAGUUUAUAGCAGAUUUCUUUUCUACCAUUAUAAAGUGCAGUGAAUAUGUAAAAGCAUAAAUACAUGUUGUUUAGAUUAGGUUUUUCUUUGCUAAGUUAUAUUUACAAAAGAGAAACAAAGUGUGAGUUUGUAUCAUUGAUACAUAUAUUUUGGUAAGAUUAAUAAAGACAACCAUUUAAACAUA
Perca fluviatilis (European perch) is the source of this 2041-nucleotide messenger RNA. RefSeq names its product transmembrane protein 236-like. The transcript has 5 exons. The record is from RefSeq and is a predicted model, not a curated record. Lineage: Eukaryota; Metazoa; Chordata; Actinopteri; Perciformes; Percidae. Bases 230 to 1396 code for a protein of 388 amino acids.